AUGGGCGUAGCAGAGGUGUUGCGCUCGAGCGCGAGGCUGCUGACGACGAACUCGCCUCUGUCGCAGCAGCAGCUCAACGGCGGCUCCUCCCACGGCGGUAACAAGGGCGCGCUGUGGAAGUGGCGAUCUUUCUCGGGUCAGCCCAAAAGAACCGUAAUGUGGACAUGGGUUUGCGGUUUCAUGCUUUUCUCCUUAGGGGUCAUCUCACUCUUCACCGGUCACGUUGUCUCCCACCUCGAGUGGUAUUCUCAGCAAAAGCGGAGCUUACUGGUACCUCUCUAA
This is a messenger RNA of Thlaspi arvense, 282 nucleotides long. The record is from the annotation of a GenBank genome assembly. NCBI's taxonomy places the organism in Eukaryota, Viridiplantae, Streptophyta, Magnoliopsida, Brassicales, Brassicaceae.